AUGACGGCCGAGGAUCUUCUUGAUGGUUAUGAUGAGGAGCUCGGCGGCGGCGGCGCACAAGAGCGCGAUUGGAAAGGCAUCACGAUCGCGUUGUUCGUCAUCAUCAUGAUUUGUUCGCUCAUCGGAAUCGCGUUGAUUCUGUUCACACCGCUCACCGAAGCGUCGCACGUGACGACGAAACGAAUGGAAUUGUCCGACAUCCAAUCGACGCGCUAUCCCGUCGGCGACAUGAAGCUCGUCGGCGAUUCGAUUGUGAUGCAGAGCUGGAUGGGCGUCGAGCAGGUCACCGACGGCGUCAGAAAGGUUCUGUUUCUAAGAGACGGCGGGGACGAGAUCAAGGAAUCCUAUGAUAAUCGGAUGUUCGCCAGUCUCACGAAGGCGCCGAAUCCCGGAUUGAAUCCGGAGAACGUCACGUACUAUGUGAAGGUCUACAACGCGGCGACCAAAAUCGCCACCCAUAUUGGAAGCGAGCGUGAGAGGAGCACCCUUCAAGCGUUUCAAUGGAACACCAACAACAAUGAUUUCGCGUUCAUCGAGAACAACGAGGUCUACUAUCAGACGUCCGCUGAGAGUCGAAGUGUUCGGCACAUCAGCGACGGCGCGAAAACGCGAGUUCACGGCCUAUUCGAUUGGAUCUACACCGAGGAGAUAUUCCAAAAACGCGAGGCGUUGUGGUGGUCGCCCGACGGCAAUAUGUUGGCGUUCGCCUCACACGACGGCCGUCUCACGCGCAAUGUGACGCUCAAAUCCUAUCAGCGCCUUCAGUCGUAUCCCAUCGAUAGCGCGCUGCCGUACCCGAAGACGUUUGCGAAACGAUUGCCGACGUACACGGUGUCGAUAUGGGAUAAGGUGACGGAUGAGGUGAAGCAGCUUGAUGUGCAAUUGACGACGAGCUCCGAGUACCACUAUUUGAUCGCCGUCAAAUGGCUUCUCAUCGAUGGCGCGCCGAGAUUGGUGUUGGUGUGGGCGAAUCGCUAUCAGAACGAGAUCUCGAUCACAAUUUGCGCGUUCGAGAACGCGAUUUGUAGUCUCGCGUUCGAGUACAGCUAUUCGAGUCGACGUUGGGCGUCGCCCGACGACUUCGAGUCAAUGAUCGCCCACAACGAUCAGAUCUUCUUUCUGCUUCCCAGAGAUCUCAAGGACAACGCGUUUCAGCACAUUGUGAGGCUCAAGAUUACGCCAACAUCGGGAACGCCGGAAUUCAUUGCGCUCGGCCAUUACGACGUCGCCGGCCUCAUCGGCAUCGACGCCGACGGCAAAAAGGUGUUCUAUCGGGCGUUGGCGCCGAAUCCCGGACAGAUGAGCGUCUAUUCGGUCGGUAUUGACGACAGCCCAACGGAAUCGCCGGAAUGCGUCACGUGCCACAUCAAGAAUUGCACCUACGUUCAGAUUCUUGAUUUUGACAAACGCAAUCUGCUGGUGACGUGCAAGGGACCCAUCGUGCCGCACACGAUUCUCAUUGAUCUCGAGAAGCUUGACAAACGAAACACGUCGAUUUACAAGCCGGCGUUCGAUGAGAAGGAGUUCACCGAGACGUUCAAUCGAAUCGACAUUCCCACUGUCAUCUACGACACCUUCCGAAUCAAUAAUGAAUUUGAAGCCAGGAUCUCGUUGACGAUUCCCGCCGGCCUUCUAACAAAGGACAAGCCGAGAACCGUACCACUUCUUGUCUACGUUUACGCGGGUCCCAAUGACAUUCAAGUGAAUGAGAUGCUCAAAGUCGGCUAUGAGGAAUAUCUAUCGUCGCAUUUACAAAUCGCCGUCCUCCGAAUCGACGGCAGAGGAAGCGGCGGAAGAGGGUGGAAGUAUCGAUCGGCGGUUUACGGCCAACUCGGAACUGUGGAGGCCGACGAUCAGCUGGUGGCGACAAAAAUGGCGCUCGAGAAGUACGCGUUUCUCGAUCCGUCGAGAGUGGCGGUCUUCGGCUGGUCGUACGGCGGAUUCAUGGCGAUUCGAAUGGUGGAAGCGUCGGGAAAAGCGAGCUUCCGAUGCGCGGUCUCUGUGGCGCCGGUGACAAAUUUCGCCUAUUACGACGCCACCUACACUGAACGAUACAUGGGCAAUGCUCCGAUCUCCGACUACGUCGACGUCACCAAGAACGUUCAAAAGUUCAAAGAGACGAAGCUCCUAUUAAUGCAUGGAUUAGUAGAUGAUAAUGUGCACUUUCAAAACAGCGCAUUGCUCAUUGAAGAGCUGCAAAGUCGAGGAAUCGACUUCGAUCUUAUGAUCUACCCCAACGAGAAUCAUCAGAUCUAUUCGAAGAAGAGCCAUGUGCACGGCAAAAUCGCGCACUUCCUCAGUCAAUGCUUCCGCUAG
This is a messenger RNA of Caenorhabditis bovis, 2316 nucleotides long. The record is from the annotation of a GenBank genome assembly. Lineage: Eukaryota; Metazoa; Nematoda; Chromadorea; Rhabditida; Rhabditidae.